Molecule: messenger RNA, 4703 nt
Organism: Brienomyrus brachyistius
Lineage: Eukaryota; Metazoa; Chordata; Actinopteri; Osteoglossiformes; Mormyridae
Gene: csde1
Product: cold shock domain containing E1, RNA-binding
Exons: 21
Coding region: 835-3393 (852 amino acids)
Molecular function (GO): nucleic acid binding
Source: RefSeq, a predicted model, not a curated record
CAUGCUUAAUAGAGAUCCCGCUACUGUAACAAACAUGAGCAAAAAUGACGUAAUAUAUGUGAAAUAUCGCGAGAAGACGCCAUCCUCAUCACUACGUAAUGUGCCGUGCUGCUUAUGGCGGCGCUGGUGACAGUGCUGAGAGCUGUUGGGUAUGAAGUGAAACCGAAUUGAAUUACGUAACAUCAAACUGCUGCUUCAAGUUCAGAUCACACCGAAGAUUAAGGAAAAACUAAAAACCCAAGUCAAAUAGAAAUUGCAACAACGCUAAGAAAAAAGAAAAAAAAACGCAUCAUCAAGGAUUGAUUCAACAGUCAGCAAACGAAAAGCCAAACAACCAAAGAACAGAGACAAGACAGUCUGCCGAAACGUGGCAACAAGACAAAGCCAGAAGACCACAUCUGAUCUGAGACCAGAAGUUUGUGCCUACUCAACAGCUUCAAUAAAGCACACGUCCCAACGCUGCUCAAAGCCCUCCUCAUCCUCGCUGUGCCUCUGUCCCAUCGGGGUACGGGGGGGCUACUCUUUGCUAGUUUGACAUAGUUCCCCUCCUGUUUGCGCUUUCCUUCCAUCCCUCUUUCUCUGUCGUCUUGCUAUGUUUUUUUUUCCCCUGAGUUAAAGCAGUGUUACUCCUGUCGGCCUCCUACUGUUAUUUCUUCUCUUUUUUUUCCCAUUUAUUAUUAUAUUAUUUUGCUUGAAAAUAUCACAACACGGGUCAAGCAUAAUCUGCAGUUUGCGUGCAAACGGAAUCGCCUUCGGUGCUCCCUAGACAGCUGCUGUCCAAGAAGCCGCUCAUCCCACCCAGACAAGCACGUCCCUGUCCUCCCCCUGCUAGUGAUGGAGAGGGCUUACUCUGAGCAGGCCCCCGCCGUGGCCCUCUCGGCCCCACCCAUCCCUCGUUCGUCUUCACUUUCCUGUCGUGCCUCUCAUCCGCCCGGGGCAAAAAAGCACAAGCGGACCCCCCUAUACCAGAGAUCAAUGAGCUUUGACCCUGGCCUUCUGCACAGCACUGGCCACUCUGCCUUUGCUAACGGUGCAGGCAGCAGCCUCCGUGAGACGGGAGUGGUGGAGAAACUGCUCACGUCCUAUGGCUUCAUCCAGUGCUCCGAGAGACAGGCCCGCCUGUUCUUCCACUGCUCCCAGUACAGCGGAAACCUCCAGGAGCUGAAGCUGGGAGACGAUGUGGAGUUUGAAGUGUCAUCAGACCGGCGUACUGGAAAGCCCAUUGCUGUCAAGCUGGUAAAGAUCAAGCCAGAGGUGCCUGAGGAGAGGAUCUCGGGGCAGGUGGGCACAGACUUGCAUGCUGCACAGCUGGUUGUAUCUCCAGUUCCCACCCACCUGGAUGGUAAAGCGGCCCCUGGACAAGUACCCACUGGCAGUGUGUGCUACGAGAGGAAUGGGGAGGUGUUUUACCUGACCUAUACGCAAGAGGAUGUCGAGGGCCAGCUGCACCUGGAGACCGGGGACAAAGUCAGCUUUUUCAUGGAAACCAACAAGCACACGGGAGCCGUAAGUGCCCACAACAUCGUCCUGGUUAAGAAGAAACAGCAGAGAUGCCAGGGUGUUGUUUGCGCCACCAAGGAAGCUUUUGGGUUUAUUGAAAGAGGAGACGUGGUGAAGGAGAUCUUUUUCCACUACAGUGAGUUCAAGGGCGACCUGGAGGCACUUCAGGCUGGAGAUGAUGUGGAGUUUACCAUCAAAGAGCGCAACGGCAAGGAGGUGGCAACAGAGGUGCGCCUGCUGCCCCAGGGUACGGUCAUCUUCGAGGACAUCAGCAUCGAGCAGUUUGAAGGAACCGUCUCCAAGGUCAUCCCUAAGAUUCCCAACAAGAACCAGAAUGACCCCUUGCCAGGGCGCAUCCGUGCCAGGAUAAACUUCACAGAUAAGGAGCUUUUGUUUGGGGAGAAGGACACCAAGUCGAAGGUGACUCUGCUGGAGCGCGAUCACGUGCGAUUCAACAUCUCCACAGAUCGCCGGGACAAACUGGAAAGAGCCACAAAUAUAGAAAUCUUGCCUGACACAUUUCACUACACUAAAGAAACCCGGGAAAUGGGGGUGAUUGCUGCCAUGCGCGAUGGUUUUGGUUUCAUCAAGUGUGUGGACCGGGAUGCCAGGAUGUUCUUCCACUUCAGUGAGAUCUUGGAGGAGAGUCAGUUGCACAUCUCUGAUGAAGUGGAGUUCACUGUUGUGCCUGACAUGCUGUCUGCCCAGCGGAACCAUGCUGUGCGGAUCAAGAAGCUGCCCAAGGGCACGGUGUCCUUUCACACCCAAUCAGAGCAGCGUUUUGUAGGAGUGGUGGAAAAGGAGGCUGCAGCUUCUACCAAGAGUGCGAGCCCCAAUAAGACCAAAGAGAAGGAGGCAGAGGAGGGGGUGAUCGCUUAUGAGGACUGUGGAGUGAAGAUGACGAUGACCUAUCACACCAAGGACUUAGAAGGUGGAAUACAACCACAAGUGGGGGAUAAGGUGGAGUUCUCAAUCAGUGAGGUUAAAAGGACCGGACAGCAAAGUGCUGUGUCCAUCAAGAUCCUUAACCGUUCUGUCAACACCAAACGGUUGCUGGGCUUCGUGGCCACGCUCAAAGACAACUUUGGCUUCAUUGAGACCGCCAACCAUGACCAGGAGAUUUUCUUCCACUACAGCGAGCUGUGUGGCGAUGUGGAGAGCCUGGAGCUGGGUGACGCCGUGGAGUACACUGUGUCCAAGGGCAAGGGGAACAAAGUGAGCGCCGAGAAGGUCACCAGGGUGGCUGCUGUGAAUGGACUGUGGGAGGAUGUGGGUUCAACCGUGGUCAUGGGUAAGGUGGUGCGACCUCUGCGUAGCGUGGACCCGUCCCAGACCGAAUACCAAGGCCUCAUCGAGAUCACCGAGGAGGGUACCCAGAAGGGCCAGAGCUUCCCCUUCGGCAUAGUGGGUAUGGCCAACAAGGCGGAUCCCUUGCAGAAGGGAGAGACCGUCCGCUUCCAGGUUUGCACUGUGCCACAGACAGGACAGAAGAUGGCCUGUAACAUUGUACCACAGCGCCGUGCCCCCGUCGAAUGUGUCAAGGACCAGUUUGGAUUCAUUACCUAUGAGGUUGGAGAGAGCAAGAAGCUGUUCUUCCAUGUGAAAGAGGUUCAGGAUGGGCUGGAACUGCAAGCUGGGGAUGAGGUCGAGUUCUCGGUCAUCCUCAACCAGCGGACGGGCAAAUGUAGUGCCUGCAACGUGCGCCGUGUCAGUGAAGGGCCAAAGCCAGUGGCGACACCUCGGCCCGACCGGCUGGUGAACCGGCUGAAGAGCAUCACACUGGAUGAUGCCAGUGCUCCCCGCUUAGUCAUUGUGCGGCAACCCCGUGGCCCCGACAACUCUAAGGGCUUUAAUGUGGAACGGAAAACCCAUCAAGCCGGUGUCAUCGACUGAACCCUCAACUGUACUCCCAGGGCCCAUCCCCACUCAGUGGAGCAAAUAGUUUUAAAAAGUGCAAUCCUGCAAGGGGCAAAUCUACAGCAGCUGUACUCUAUAAAUGCUGUGAGAUGAGCAUGCACAGCCCAUUUUCCUGUUCUAGCCAAUCCAUUCAAUGCAGAACCCUCCAAAUCCAUUGGUCCUCUGCUUUUGAUGUGGGUGUGGCCUCCAGUGCAGCAGAAGGCUUAGGGAAGUCUCUAUUCCGUGUUUGUGUGCGUGUUUGUGUAAAAUGUUUUAGAGACCGUGUGGAAGGUAGCAGUGGAUUUGGUGGGUUCUUUGGUGAAACGGCAAUUUACCAUCUGGCAAAUUGCUCUAGUAUGCCAUGUUUGAAACUCAAAAGGUAACAUUUAGCGAGAGUCUGGAAUUCUUCACCUGUGAUGUUAGUGUGUUUAAACGCUAUUAGUUUUUUUUUCUUUCUCUCUCUCUCUACCUUAUAAAUUCAUGCUUUUGACAUGGUGGACUUUAUUUUUCCAAAAAGAGCUUAAAUUUUCUACAUUUUCUUUGAAGGGACACUGAUUUGUUUGACCUUUUAAAACAGACGGCUUCACAAACACAGGCAGCCUUGCUGCUUAGUUCUUAGAAUAGUCCGAACGGUUAGUCAUCCCAUGUUUUGUGUGUCGAUAGUAUCCCUACCUCCUGAUUCACUCUGUGCUCAGGACAUCCACCCCAGAACCCAUGUGUUCAGAAUUCCAAAUGGCAUCUUGUGGUCAUCAGUUUAUUUUUAUACAUGAUUUUCAUUUUCUUCAUUGCACAUUUCAGCUAUUUUGCUGUUUUCAUUGCAUAAGUUUCUGCUAAUGAAUGAGAAAUUAAACUUAAGGUGCCUAAAAUUACAUACACAAAAAUGAAUUAGUAAUUUACUGAACUUUUCCCAGCCAACCACCAAAAUGUAAAGAACAAUCUUGGAACUUUUUUUUUUUUUUUGUAGAAAUAACACAAUUUGCAUCCCAAUACAAGUGGGCUGAAAUAUGCUGUAUGUACUGUGUGCCCCUGCCCCCCCCCCCCCCCACUUCAUCAUAUAAUUCAAGAACUUGCUUAAAUUGAAGGGGGGAGAUGGGGGGGUUGAUCUGGGGGAAAAGCGAUUGAGAUUUUGAAUUCUGUGAGCUGGAGGGAUCGGUGAGAGAGUGCCGCCCCUUCAGUGGCACAUGGUGUUAUUACUGUUAUAAUGAACAAAACCGUGGAGGUGGUCAGGCUCGGGCUGGGCCUUGCACACGCUCCUGUGUACUUUUGUUAAUGGUCUUGAAUGAAACUUAAAUAAACGUUUUACGGAA